Onychostoma macrolepis is the source of this 3625-nucleotide messenger RNA. RefSeq names its product nuclear receptor subfamily 2, group C, member 1 (gene nr2c1). NCBI's taxonomy places the organism in Eukaryota, Metazoa, Chordata, Actinopteri, Cypriniformes, Cyprinidae. The transcript has 14 exons. Gene Ontology annotation, molecular function: zinc ion binding; nuclear receptor activity; RNA polymerase II cis-regulatory region sequence-specific DNA binding. Gene Ontology annotation, biological process: cell differentiation; anatomical structure development; negative regulation of transcription by RNA polymerase II. Bases 782 to 2578 code for a protein of 598 amino acids. The record is from RefSeq and is a predicted model, not a curated record.
ACAAAAAUUAUCCAUGGUUUUAUUACAGUAAAAGUGUAGUAACUGUUUUCUGGCGUAUUAUCAUUUGUAUAACCACAGUUUUACUGGAAACACCAUGGUUAAACUAUGGUUAGUGCAGCAAAUCCAUGGUUAAUUUGUGGUUACCAUGUUUUUUUUUUUAGUAAAAACAUGAUUUAUUUUCAUAACGGUUUGCUGAAUAUAAAUAUAAAAAGUACAUUACGCAAUUCACAUUCCUAUUGUUUCUAUGCAGUUAAUUAGAUUAAUUUAUAUGAGUUCUUGGCUGCUGGUACCAAUAACUAGAAAGUGAAGCAGAUGGCAAACUGUAUUAUCCAUUACCAGAUAUGUUUGUAGCCUACUGCACAUGUAACAAACGGUUAAACCGGGACAGUUAUUGCUAAAUGUGUUCACGUAUCACUUUGGCUUACAGAAGCACUAUAAAAUAUGAGGAUGUCUAGUUAAUCAUACUGGCUAACGUCGGAAACGCACUACCUCUCAACCUUCACUAAAAUCAACGCUGCUGUCUCGCGAGUGCAUUUGCGCAUGCGCAGAUGUGCAGGUCUGCUUUGAGCGGGUCGCGAACUCUGACCUCCUGUAGCUGCAGUGAGCCGUCAGUUUACGAUAAUUUAUCAAAACAUCACAGUAGUUGGAUAAUUUCUCACGCGUUCAGGGUCUUGUUGCAAAUGGUUGAUGUGGAUCCUUGAGAGUUGUUGCGUGUUAUUUUUCUCAGUGAGCGUGUGGCUGAUGGGGCGUUGCUGAGCCUCGGUUCUGACAGAACGGUAUCAUGGAAGGAGAAAGUCCCAGAAUUCAGCUGGUGUCUGCAGAUGGAGGCCUACAGAUUGUGACGGAGCAGCAGUUGGCUCAGAAGGUGCAGAUAGUCACAGCCAUUGAUCAGGCUGGAGCCGGCAAGCAGCAGUUUAUAUUAGCUAACCUGGAUUACCCCAACCAGGAGAAACUGUUCAUCAAACAAGAGAACUCACCAGCCAAGGUCAUCUUAACAUCUGCUGAUGGGUCUGCUGUCAAUCAACUGCUUUUCGCAUCACCUGAGCUGACAGGACAACAGAUCCAGUUUGUGACGGAAGGCUCAGAACAGGGUACUACAAAGCCUCCAGUGGAGUAUUGUGUAGUUUGUGGAGACAAGGCCUCAGGUCGUCAUUAUGGAGCAGUGAGCUGUGAGGGCUGUAAGGGUUUCUUCAAGCGCAGCAUCAGGAAGAAUCUGGUGUACACAUGCCGCGGGUCUGGAGAAUGUGUCAUCAACAAACACCAUCGGAACCGGUGUCAGUACUGCAGACUGCAGCGCUGCAUGGCGCUCGGCAUGAAACAAGACUCUGUUCAGUGUGAGAGGAAACCGGUGGAGGUGUCGAGAGAGAAGCCAGCAAACUGUGCGCCCUCCAUCGAAAAGAUCUACAUCCGGAAAAACCUCUGCAGCCCUCUCGCCGCCAUGCCAACGUUUGUUAGUGAAAAAGAGACUGCCAGGUCCACCAGUUUACUGGACUCCAACAUGCUCUUGAACAUCCAGCAGUCUCUUUCCAAACUUGACAACACCAUUUUAAUUCCUUCUUCACCAGAUCAGAAUGAUUCUAGUCAAGGAGAUCUGGGUACCUUGGCCAACGUGGUCACGUCACUCGGUCACCUCAGCAAAAGUCGUGAGAUGAUGGACAGCAGUACCGACCUGUCAGGGAUAGAGACCAUGAGUAACGAUGACAGCGUUAUGACAGACAUUCAAAGGGAUGAGCCGAAUGAUGUCACACGGGCCUUUGACACGCUCACAAAGGUGCUUCAGUCGGAGGAGGGUUGUGGGGAAGAGGUGGCUGAGGGGGCUGUCAGGGUCGAUGAACAGACCACCGCCCUAUUAGAACUAGAGGGUCCGCUGCUCUCAGAUAUGCAUGUGCCCUUUAAGCUGAUGAUGCCGCUGCCCAUGCCAGACUUCCUGAAUCUGAAUUACAUCUGUGAAUCAGCUUCUCGUCUACUUUUCCUCUCAAUGCACUGGGCACGCUCUAUUCCAGCUUUCCAGGCCCUUGGCUCAGAGAACAGCAUCACGCUGAUGAAGGCCUGCUGGAAUGAGUUGUUUGCUUUAGGUCUGGCUCAGUGUUCACACAUUAUGAACGUAGAAACCAUCCUCACAGCCAUAAUUAACCACUUGCAGACCAGCCUGGAUGAAGAAAAGCUGUCCCCGGAGCGCGUGAAGCUAGUCAUGGAGCAUAUCUGGCGUAUGCAGGAAUUUUGUAACAGUAUGAGUCGCAUGAGUCCUGAUGCAUAUGAAUAUGCUUACCUCAAAGCUGUGGUUCUCUUCAGCCCAGAUCACUCUGGAGUGGACGGCACCCUUCAGAUCGAACGCUUUCAGGAGAAAGCCUACAUGGAACUACAGGACUAUGUGAGCAAAGUGUAUCCAGAGGACACAUAUCGUCUUUCAAAACUGUUAGUUCGUCUGCCUGCUCUGCGGCUCAUGAGCGCGGCGGUGACCGAAGAGCUCUUUUUCGCCGGUCUAAUCGGGAACGUUCAGAUUGACAGCAUCAUUCCCUACAUCCUCAAAAUGGAGUCUACCGACUACAACAGCCAGCCAAUCAGCACUGCUGAGUGACAGAAACCCCGCCCACAGCCACACCCAUCAGCUUUGCUCGCUCAGACCCUUUGAGCCGAAACAUAUGAUAUAAUCAUGUGAAUUUUGAACGAGGAAAUCAUUUUGUUCUGACUUUGCUUUUUCAUUUGGUCAGUGGUUGUGUCUAUGGGUUAUGUAGUAUGGAUAAAGUGGUUUACCGCAACUGUUGCGGUCGGAUCAUUUGGCUUUUAUUGUACUAGUGUACUUAUGUUUAGAAAAAGUGUCUAUAAAGAUACAGGAAGUGCAAGGAAUCUGUUCUUAAGAACUUGUUCCAAAGAGAACUUUCCCCCCUGCCCCAAGCACUGACUUUCUCUGUAUGUAUAUGAAUGAUGUAUAUAGGAAUAAUAAAUGUCAAAUCAAGGGGGAAAAUGUCUGUAUUUUGGUAUUUGUUGGAAACUUCCUUUUUUAUGAACACAUUAAAUGUGAUAUACAGGGUUCCCACAGUCACGGAAAAUCUUAUUUUCAUCCCUGGAAAAGUCAUGGGAAAUUAUGUAGUGCAUGGAAAUGUUUCUGUUUAAGCUCUAUUAUAUUUAAUUGGCAAAAUAUCAAUCUAUGAGUGCAAUCUUCAAUGUGUGGGAGUAUAGACAGUGAUUGAACUCUGUAACGUUUAAAUAACGAAUAUGUUUGUGUUGUGUUGCAUUUUUUUUUUUUUUUUUAUUAAAGGUUAAACCAGACUUUCAGAAACAUGUUCUGGACAAGCUUGGACACUUAAAUUGCACUAUAAAUCAUUAUUACUAUCAUUGAAACACCUGGAAUAUUUCUUAAUAAACUGUUAAUGUCUGCCAAUACACAUCACCCAGAGACAUGAUCUGCUCAAACCAAAGUAAAAACAUUUAAUCGUUAGAAUUUGCGUCAAUGUAAUUGUGAUAUUGUGGCAAAAAGAAAAUAAUAUGAUUUCCAUCUUUAAAAGCUGUUUAUACGAUAAAUGCAGGCGAUAUUAUGCGGACCUGAACAUGUACUGCAUAACAAGCAUGAACCUGCUGCUACUGCUGUUCGUUUCAUUGCUUCAGGUAAAUUAUAAAGAUAAAG